Molecule: messenger RNA, 547 nt
Organism: Lucilia sericata (common green bottle fly)
Lineage: Eukaryota; Metazoa; Arthropoda; Insecta; Diptera; Calliphoridae
Product: cyclin-dependent kinase 17-like
Exons: 4
Source: RefSeq, a predicted model, not a curated record
CAAUAUCCCGAGAAGAUAAUGAUGAUACACACCAUCAUCACCACCAUCAUCAUCAUCACCAUCGAGGUGGUCAUAGUCACAAUCACGGUAAUAAAGUUCCCUAUAAUGGUUACAAUUCCGAAGAGUAUUUGGAUAGACUGGAACCAAAUGGUAAUAUACCAACAGAUAAAACAAAUUGCAGAUAUGGAGGUCCUGAACCUGCAAAAAAUGAAAAAUCAAAAGACUGGCGUAGCACAGAUAGCACCGAUCAUCAUGAUCGUGUCCAAAGACAAUUGUCCGUUUCGUCCGAUAGUAAGUUAUUAGAUGAUGAUAUUAGAGAGGAGACACGUGUUAUAAUGCGUCCCAAAAAACCACCCAGACCUAAAUCCGAAGUCUUUCUCAAUAAACAAGAUCCUCAUCCGCGUCGUAAACGUUUCAGUGCAUUUGGUGGUGAUUCACCGUUCGGUAAACAGGAUGCCUACGUUAAAUUGGAACCUUUAGGAGAGGGUUCAUAUGCCACAGUGUACAGGGGUUUUAGCAAGUAAGUAAACUACAUAAAAUUUUGUAU